Messenger RNA from Phoenix dactylifera (date palm), 1114 nucleotides. The record is from RefSeq and is a predicted model, not a curated record. Lineage: Eukaryota; Viridiplantae; Streptophyta; Magnoliopsida; Arecales; Arecaceae.
UGUGGAAGUGGUGCUCCUCCAAGGUGCGUAGAACAAUUUUCAAGUGCUCAAGGUGCUCGUCCAUGGAUCUGGAAUAUAAAUUUUUCUUUAGGGAAGGUAGCACUUAUUGGUGGGUGCCAGGAGUAUACAGGUGCUCCAUAUUUUGCUGUUAUAUCAGCCUUGAAAAUUGGUGCAGACAUAUCUCAUGUUUUUUGUACAAAAGAUGCUACUGUUGGAAAUUCUAUAACAAUAAUAAAAAGCUAUAGUCCUGAGUUAAUUGUGCACCCUGUUUUAGAAGAAUCAUAUGGAGUAAGGGAUGAUGAGAAAGCAUCAGUUUUUGGUAAGGUUGUUGGUGAAGUUACAAAGUGGAUGCAAAGGUUUGAUUGCCUUCUUGUUGGUCCAGGUCUCGGAAGAGACACAUUUCUUCUGGUAUAUUUCCAAAUGGAAGAAUUUCUACUAAAGAAAAAGUCCUACAGACUGUACGCUUGUCUUAUGCCACAAAUACCUUCGUCAAUAAUGUUUUAUUUGCAGUUAUGUUCUGCUUCUGGUCCUUGUUUGUGUUUAUAUCAUCGAGCUCUAAUUUAUAUUUAUUUUAGUUUGUCCAAUCCAAUGGUGCUUGGGUGCAUUGCUGCUUCUGCGCUACUAAGGAAAUCUGCAGCACUUGCUUUCGCAUCCAAGAAACGAGCAACCCUGACAACAGAUAUUAUUGAGUGCUUGGGUAGGAGCCUGGAGGACAUAUGCCCGGCCGAAUGAUGCCGCAUCUCAUGGAUCUCGGUGGUUUGGAAGAGGAGUCAAACUUUUCUGCUUUUAAUUACAUGCUAAUAAUGUAAGAUGCUACAUCUACGAUUUUGUUGUUUAUGGAUGCCUGUCGAGUUGAAGUUCAGAAGGUUUUGGUCUUGAUUCCAGCAGCUUGAUUUGUCAUGCAGAUAACUUUUCAUGGCAUUGAUGUAUGAGAGCAGUGGUUGCAUGAAAGUGGUUACAACAAAAUUUAUGUGGGAUUGGCGGUCAGGUUGAGUUGGAUUCAUACAGGAAUAUGUAGAAGAGGAUCUGUGACUACAUUUCUGAGUUCACUAAGUUUGAUUUUAACUUGGUCAUGUUUCAUUUGACUAGACCAAAAUAAUUCCUGAUAGAUUAA